UAUAUGUAUUUAGGUCAUCAUGAACUAUUUGGAAUAAAAUUGCCAGAUGCAUUCACAGUCGAUGCCAAGAUACAAGAUCAACAUGCAGAGCGACGCUUCAAACAAUUUGAAGAAAAUAAGCGUAAAAAGCAACAAAAGUAUCAAACAUCAAAAAAUUCCAUUGAAGCUGAAUACGAUUCGGAUCAGUCAUGGUGGUCGUCAAGCAGCGAAGAAGAUGCAAUCGAUUUGAGCAACAGUGAAUUGUCAGACAACAGUGAUGAUAGUAAUGAUAGCGGUAGCGGUAGCGACGACGAUGGCGAAAACUGAGAAUAGCAUCGUUCACACACUGCACAUCGCUCAUUCAACAAAUCAACAAUCAAUCAAUCAAACAAAUAAAUGAAAAAUUAAAUUUUGUUUAAUUUAAGGAACAAUGUUAAUAGUUCUUAUCAUGAAGUCUGGCUAUUCAGCGUGGACUUCCGUAUUAUCUAACCGCUAAACUUACAGUUCAUGCCGAUUGUUCAAACAUCGAUUGAACAAAUGCCAAUUUAUAUCAUCGUCGAAUGCUCUCACUGAUAUGCCAACAUUUGAAAUUAAAAUACAUUUUUUCAAAGAUGCGCAGCUAAGCGAUUUUCUCAAAUUCUGUACAAUUUUUGUCCAUUGUUCUGAUUUUGCAAUGUUCAAUGUAAUUAUCCGUGAUGUUAUCUGAAAUCAAAAUGAAAAUUUACAUUUCAACCUCAAUAAGUUCUCGAACACUAUAUAUACUUACAGUUAAUACUUUCAAUAAUUCGGUGUCAGCCAAUUGAUUGAGAUCUUUUUUCGCCAAAAAAUCAAAGUACUUUUUACGAAGUUCCUGCUUUUCAAUUUUAGUGUCCAAACGAAUGAAUGUCCACAAAACUGUUGCAAAUUCUUCUAUAGUCAUAUCAUCGAGAACAUUUUCAAAAACAUUUUCAAAUGCGCGAAUGUCCUCAAUUGGUUUUUGCCAGCAAUUGAUGUACAAAAAUGCCUGUGCUAAUUCGGAUGCAUUCAUGCCUUUCAUGUAUCGAUUAAGUAUACGCGGUACCUAAGAGAAGAAUCAGAAAAGAAUGGAUAAUAAAAAAAUAUUUAGUAUAUAAUAGAAAAUAAUCAAUAUACUAAUUAGUAUUAUGAAUUUGAAUGACGAAAAUAAUUAUUAUAAUCAAAAAAGAAUCAACAAGAAUUAUACGUUACCAUUGUUGAAAAAUGCGUUUGUUUGGAGCAAGGAAUAGAUAACCAAAUACUACUUAUAAACAACAAUUGUGAUGCUAGUAAAUAUCUUGAACGCGUUGAACAAGCUUGAUCAAACGCAUAAAAUAACUCAACUCCGUUUCGUUGUCGAACCACACUCACGUUCAAUGGAUAAUUGGCAAAUAUUUGCAUCGCACGAAUCACUUCAUUCAAUGUGAAUUGUUCCAUUCGAUCACAAAAAUCAUCGAUAAACUGAUCAAAUCCUUUAUCGGACAGUUGAAUAUUAUUUUCUUGGCUUUUAGUCAACAUAUUGCUGAAUGCAUGUAUUAAUUUAUCAUUAAUAUCAUCCAACUCGAUAUUUUGAUCAUCAAUUGGACAUUGCACAAGGUUUCUUGUUUCGUUGUCAAACUUAUAAACGAAUCCAGAGUUCCUUUUAAACAUAUUGUGACGAUCAGACUCUCUAUAAUAAUUGCUCACUCUUUGCAAUUGCUCUGCGACAUCUGGAUGUUCAUUUUUCACUGAACAAAACUGGGCCAUUCGUUGAAUCGCCAAACAUCUUUGGAAAUUUAAUUUGGAAAUUAUUCGGAACAUCCUAUGUCACAACUUUCAAAUUUCAACAAUUCGAUUCAAACUCUUUUAUUGAAUUUGUGAGGUUAGCAUAUUUUCAUACUUGCGAGACAGAGUUUGAUGUAUAAUAAGUACGUAGAGUACUUUACCAUCUAAGAAAUAAAAAGUACUUACCAAAAGAACCUUUUUCCAUUCUGUUCCAUUAUCAUUAUUCACAUAAAUUCUAAUAUCUAUUGAAUAUAUCGUUAGGAGAGUAUGUUAUUCAGCACUUAUAGCUGAGUAAUGACUGAAUUAAACAUAGUCUCCAAUCGAUAUAUUCCAUAUCUAUUGACUACGAGAUUUUCAAAUGACGAUGAUGAUGAUGGAAACAGAAAUGUAUGUGAAUGGAGAUUUUGUGUGUCUGUGUUGAUUGAAAAUGGAUUCUUAGAUACUAUGUAGCCUGACCACACCAUAUGAAAGAUACAAAAAGCGCAACAUUAAACAGAUUGCUGACAAAAAUUGAGAUUGCAUCGGAAUAACGUCACGGCGAUAACGUGAUGCAGUGAACCGACAUACGACAUCAGUAGCAACGACGAAAGGUGAUUUUAUUAUUAUUUUUUUAUCUUGCAUAGUAGCCGUACAUUCGCAGUAAAGCAAUUUUUUACUA
Messenger RNA from Contarinia nasturtii (swede midge), 2395 nucleotides. RefSeq lists its product as uncharacterized. Lineage: Eukaryota; Metazoa; Arthropoda; Insecta; Diptera; Cecidomyiidae. The record is from RefSeq and is a predicted model, not a curated record. The transcript has 2 exons. The coding region runs from base 4 to 306 and encodes 100 amino acids.